GGAGACGAAGUCGCGGCGUUUCUGGCGAAGCGCGUUCCGUCGCGCGCCCUCCGCGUGCAUGAAGAAGACGAAGCGAAGCGGAAUCCGUCGCGCCGAUCAACUCGACGUACUCCGAGCAGCGACCAUGUCCGAGAAGGCCUCUCGCCAAGGUCGCGUAAGAGGUCCGAAGAAGCUUGACUCCCGGCCCGAGCAUCCGCCGGCCACCGCCAGCGACUUCGAGCUAGACGGCGGUGGUCCCUCCAGCGACCGCGACUCGGACCAAGCUUCGCGAACGAGCAACCUCACCCGAACAGCGCAGCAGGUCGCCAAGCCGCCGCGACUGCGCCGAAGGCGGUCUAGCGCGUUGCUCGCUCCGCCUAAGCCUAACGAGUCGCCGUUCCAAGACCCGUCCUCGAUCUCGCGGCGUCGCCAGGCUGGUCGGAAGCACCGCCGCACGUCGGCAGUCGUACCUCCGCGCUUGCCCGACGACCAGGAACCCGAAACGGCCCCGUUCGUAGCUGUUUCCGCUACUGAUGCGGCUGCGACUGAUCGCGUCCCCGGGCAGCCUGGCGCGCAGAGGCUGGGCGAAGGCCCCGUGAACCUCAGUGAAACGACGCCGAGUCAAGCGACGCCGUCGUCUGCGUCGACGUCGACGACGCAGACGACGUCGAAGGAAGAACCCGCCGAGUCGACUACGGGUAUGGCCGCGACUGUCGAUGCUCCUGUCUCGUCCGGGCGGAGACCGCACUCCGGAGGCACCUACGGAAGACCGCUCGACGAAGGACCGGUGCCAGGUGCUCCUGACAACGGUGGUACUCUCGCCAAACCGGUACGGAGCUCAAGUGCACCUGUGCCGUCCACCUCGAAGGAACCAGCAGAUACCGCGGAGGCGUCAGCGAGGACGGUCUCCGCACAGCCUCCGCGUUCCACGUUGAGCCGUGCCACCCUGGGGUUCACUUCAGCGCGUGGCAGUCACGAUAUCAGCGCUGGUCCAAGAAGGCUUACCAAGCUGCAGCCACGGCUCGAAGACCUGCUGGAGGUGCCGCCUGAGACUGGGAAACAGGAUGCCGUCCGGCCGUGGACAAACAGAAUCCUUCUUUCGGUCGCGGCGCUCUUGGUGGUCAUUCUGACCUUGGUGGUGUUCGCUCUCUACCGAGUGCGCAAAGUAAACGGCGAGGAACAUGACUUGUGCAGCACGCUGGACUGUCUCGAGCACGUCCGAGCGCUCAACAUCGACACCGGACGCAGUCCACCGCCUUGCGAAGAUUUCGCUGGCUUCAUCUGCCCCGGCUGGACGGACACCUAUCGUCACGUCAAUGGCUCCGUAAGAGAGCAAGUCGUUCUCGAGUGGAUCGCGACCAUCGAAAAGUUGAGCCUCAGCGACUUCGACCGGCAGGCCGUGAUCAACAGACCCCUCAGCAUGAUGCGAAAGUGUAUGGCCACGGCCGCCGACGGAGACAACGCCGUGAGGAUGAUGAUAGCCUUCGUAAGCGAACGCAGCUUCGCCUGGCCCACGCAAAACGACACGGAGAUAAUCGUAGACUACGGCCGAGCCUUGAAGGUGAUCCUGGAACUGUCCGUCGUCUGGGCACUGCCUCUGUGGUUUCGUGUCCGCUUGCUCCCGGCGGCGGCUUCGGCGCAUCUUCAGCGAGAUCGGGCAAUCGUCCUGAGUCCGUCGACGCCGCCGCUACUCUGGCACUUUAUCCAUCAGGCGAUAUCCAAAUACGAAGACGCUUAUUCCAUCUACACGGGCUUCUUCAUGAACACGCUAUUCGAGCUCAGACCUUUGUCGGAGUCCUUCGCGAUCUUCUUGAAGAAUAGAAGCGCCGCCGUACAGGCACAAGUCUUUCGUGAGCUAACGGCCGCGUUCUACGCUCCCAACUCCCACCCCAGGCUCGUGGAAAUUAGAACCCUGCCGAAGCUGGUGAGGGAAUUGAACGCGAACGACUGGGUAAGAGCGCUUGGAUCCGUGUACGGCGUCGGGGCGAACAUCACCGCCAGUGACCUUGUCUUGGCUACGAACGACGGCCUCAUCAAAGCCACGCGCGCCAUUUUCUCCUCGAACACCGCGCAAGACAUCUUCUUUCACACGAUCUGGUGGUUCGUGCAAUCCGUCGGCGCCACGGUAAACAAUAGGCUGCUUGUCUCGAUGGGCAGUAUUCCGGAAGGUGCGUACUUUAGGCGACUUCUUUGCUUCGGCGAGGUGGACGCGACCUACAACGCCCUUCUUGCGUCCAUCAACAAAGCAAUGCUGUCGACGAGCGAGCGGCUCGCCAUCACCAGCCGGCUGGACAAGAUCCGGUCAGUCGCCGUCGAGAAACUGCGCGCGUAUUCCAAGCUCAGCGCCGAGACUAGGCAAGCGCUCGCUGCAGCCGUUGAAAGUAUGUCGACUGUCAUCUGGCCCGAGGACGACUUUGGAAGACCGGGCGGCUUUGAGCAGUACUACGGCGAACCGUACCGAUCGGGAGAGGGCGGCUUUUACGGCGAGUGGGAAUGGAGCCGCUGGCAGAUGUACAACCGGAGUGCCAAGGCGGCCGGCGGAGAGUACUACGUGGCCGCUUCGGAAGCCUUCUCGAUUGAGGCGCCGACGCUGACCACGUACAAUCCCGUGCGGAACGUGAUUUCCAUCGGUGUCGCCGCCCUUAGUCCGCCGUUUUACUACCGCGAUGCCACGAGCGCCGUGUUCUACGCUGGCCUCGGGUUUCUCUACGCGGACGGAAUCUUCAGGGCUGUCAACGCUAUGGCGCACCUCUUAAACGGGAGCGGCUCGAUGAACCCAACGGACUCUGCGGUGACGACGUCGGAGUUCCAGAACGCCUCGUGUUGUGCCGACAGCAGCGAAGACUCGAUAACGUUUCCGCAUCUAUCCGCGCUGGAUGUCGCCUACACGGCGUACACGCGGUUCAGAGACGAGGCCUCGGACCUCCGCCUGAAAGGGCUGCCCCAAUAUAGCCCCGCGCAAGUCUUUUUUGCCACCUUCUGCCACUGCACUUGCUGGACGAACGACUUGAAGAAAAAGUACUCCUUGGUGUGCUACAAUGCGGUGAAAAAUUUCGAUCCGUUCGCGCAGGCGUUUUCCUGUCCCGCCUGAUCUGUCUCGGCCGACAGAACUUGCGCGUACGAGCGUAGACGGAGACUGGAUUGACGUGCGAGUACCUCCUCGUGUAGAGCCGUUUGCGAGAGGCGGGAACUGUAAAGUGAGACACUGCGCACGAAAUGGUUGCUGACAGACUUACGCUCUUCUACUGUUUGCUUUAUUCACGUUGGGUCUUGUCAGUGUUUAGUACUGCUUUUCUUGAUUUCUCUUGUUUUGCCUUUGUUUCGAACUUCCUCUUUUGUUUCCGCCAGCGCCCUUGGUAGCCAAGCUGAGGCCCUUGCUUGGAUGCAACUGAAUUCGUGUGCGUAACCUCGCUUUGUAUUUAAGCAUUAUUCUCCAACCGCCGAGCUUAGCCUUUUGUAGAAGCGCGCUCUGAUUUAUUGCAGCACAGGGUUCGCACUUGUCUGAAGUUCGGCGAGACCUACCUCGGCCUUAACAGCAGCGAUACCGUUCAGGAUCCUGCAUUGGCUUUUGGUGAAGCCCAAUGGUUUUCUUUUGUUUUAAUUAUAUAGUUUAUGGCUUUCAGACUAUGGGAUAUUUAGUCUGAGAGCGCUAUAUUACCCUGGC
Messenger RNA from Dermacentor albipictus, 3643 nucleotides. RefSeq names its product endothelin-converting enzyme 2-like. The record is from RefSeq and is a predicted model, not a curated record. Gene Ontology annotation, cellular component: plasma membrane. NCBI's taxonomy places the organism in Eukaryota, Metazoa, Arthropoda, Arachnida, Ixodida, Ixodidae. Gene Ontology annotation, biological process: protein processing. Gene Ontology annotation, molecular function: metalloendopeptidase activity.